AUGGAGAAGUUAUCCUCUGUGGCGAAGACGCUUGCACCUUCUCCAAUCCAACAGCUUUCUUUCUUAGCUCAGAGUUGCAACGCUAUCAACCUCGCCGAGGGCUUUCCCGAUUUCCCCGCGCCUCCUCACGUCAAAAACGCCGCCGUCGCCGCCAUCAACUCCGACUUCAAUCAGUACAGGCAUGUGCAGGGAAUAUGUGAUUUCGUGGCGGAGAAGAUGAAGAAACUCCAUGGAAUUGACGUUGAUCCACUCACAGAUGUGGUCAUUUGCUGUGGCCAGUCGGAGGCCUUCGCUGCAACACUAUUCGCAGUAAUUGAUAGAGGUGAUGAGGUCAUACUUUUCGACCCGUCGUACGAAACGUACGACACUUGCAUCAGGCUUGCCGGAGGAGUUCCGGUUUAUGUAGGCCUUGAUCCGCCUUAUUGGACAUUGAAUUCAGAUAAACUCGAGAAGUCAUUUACCAACAGAACAAAAGCAUUAGUGUUGAACAGUCCUCACAACCCAACUGGAAAGGUUUUCACCAUGGAUGAGCUUGAGAUCAUUGCUGGAGCUUGCCGGAGAAGGGAUCUGAUUGCUGUCACUGAUGAAGUAUACGAGCAUAUAACCUUUGACAAUCAGAGGCAUGUAUCACUUGCUUCACUUCCUGAAAUGCAAUCGCGGACAGUCAUCACAUCUUCCCUUUCAAAAACUUUUAGUGUUACUGGAUGGAGAGUCGGAUGGGCAAUUGCACCCCCUUGCAUUGCAUCGGCAAUCAGAAACAUUCACAUCAAAAUUACAGAUUCUGCUCCAGCACCUUUCCAGGAAGCAGCUUUGGUUGCGUUAAGAAGUUCUCCUACAUACUUUGAAUCAUUGAGAAAAGACUAUGAAUCAAAGAGAGAUUACAUUUUCAACUUGCUUGCCAAGAUUGGAUUUGAGUUGCCGUUCAAGCCGCAUGGCUCAGUUUUUGUGUUUGCACGGCUCCCUGAAAGUUGCCCUCUUAAUGAUGCGGAACUUGUAGAGGAACUAAUUAAGCAAGCAGGGGUUGUUGCAGUACCAGGCUCUGGAUUUUUCCAUGCAAAUUCAACUGCAGGUCAUGAUCAUCAACGGUAUAUCAGAUUUGCUUUCUGCAAAAGUGAGGAGACUCUAGCUGCUGCCUCAGCAAAAAUCAGUGGGCUCGUGGAUGUUAAAGGCAGUUUCAAACUGUUUUACCUCACCAAAUGA
Molecule: messenger RNA, 1200 nt
Organism: Striga hermonthica
Lineage: Eukaryota; Viridiplantae; Streptophyta; Magnoliopsida; Lamiales; Orobanchaceae
Source: the annotation of a GenBank genome assembly